This is a messenger RNA of Motacilla alba alba, 765 nucleotides long. Its product is annotated as NAD(P)(+)--arginine ADP-ribosyltransferase 2-like. NCBI's taxonomy places the organism in Eukaryota, Metazoa, Chordata, Aves, Passeriformes, Motacillidae. The transcript is spliced from 3 exons. Gene Ontology annotation, molecular function: NAD+-protein-arginine ADP-ribosyltransferase activity; NAD+ poly-ADP-ribosyltransferase activity. Bases 1 to 765 code for a protein of 254 amino acids. The record is from RefSeq and is a predicted model, not a curated record.
AUGACCCUCCUGGCUCAGACCCUGGCACUGCUGGCAAUGACCGUGGUCACCGUGGCAGUCAAGGUGGUGCCCCUGGACAUGGCCCAUGACUCCUUCAAUGACCAGCACUGGGACUGCAGCCCUGCCAUGAUUGCAAAAUUGCCGGCCCUCCACUGGUCUGAGUCCCAGCAGAACCCUCUCUUUGCCCAGGCCUGGCCCCAGGCCAUCGCCGUCAUGGACUACAUGAUGGAUGACCUGUACAAGGAGUUCAACAAAGCUGUACGCACGGCCGGGAGCUCCAGCCAGGAAUACCAGAACAACUUCCACUUCAAAACACUGCAUUUCCUGCUGACUGACAUCCUGGUGAUGCUGAGGAACACUUGGGGACCAGGGUGUCACUAUGUGUACCGGGGAGUGCGCUGGGUCUGGUUCAAGGCAGAGCACGGUGACAUCGUCGGGUUCGGUCAAUUCACGUCGGCGUCGCAAAGUGAAGGAACUGCCAAGGUCUUUGGGACUGACACCGUGUUCCAUGUGCACACGUGGCACAGCGUGGAAAUCCAGAAUUUCUCCUACUAUCCUCACGAGAAGGAGGUGCUGAUCCCACUCUUUGAGACCUUUGAGGUCAUCAAAGUCAGCCAGGAAGGAGAGAGUGCGUGGAUCCAGCUCCGCUCCACUGGGACCUUCAGCAACUACAACUGCGAGUGGCUGCGAGGUGGGAGCGUCCCCAGGGCUCCCUUCCAACUCAGAGGACUCCUCCUGGGCACCACAGCCACUGGGAUCCUCUGA